Centrocercus urophasianus (Greater sage-grouse) is the source of this 9562-nucleotide messenger RNA. RefSeq names its product collagen type VII alpha 1 chain (gene COL7A1). The record is from RefSeq and is a predicted model, not a curated record. NCBI's taxonomy places the organism in Eukaryota, Metazoa, Chordata, Aves, Galliformes, Phasianidae. Gene Ontology annotation, molecular function: protein binding; serine-type endopeptidase inhibitor activity. The coding region runs from base 1 to 8901 and encodes 2966 amino acids. The transcript is spliced from 115 exons.
AUGAGUGGGAGGCUCUUACUCCUCUCCCUGCUCCUGGCCCCCCAGGCUGCUGCCGCACAGAAGAGGAGCCAAGCGGUGUGCGAGAACGUGCUGGAGGCCGACAUCGUCUUCCUGGUGGACGGCUCGUCCAGCAUUGGCCGGAACAACUUCCGUGCCAUCCGUACCUUCGUGGAGGACCUGGUGUCACCCUUCGUGCAUGUGGUGGGCCAGAAGGCGGUGCGCUUCGCCGUGGUGCAGUACAGCGACGAUCCACGGGUGGAGUUUGGCUUCUCCCAGCACACCAAUGGCACAGGCAUCCAGAGGGCCAUCCAGCAGCUGAGCUACAAGGGCGGCAACACACGGACUGGCGCUGGGCUGCGCUACGUCUCUGACAACUUCUUUGGUCCCACGCAGCUCCGGCCUGGGGUCGCAAAGAUCUGCAUCCUCAUCACGGAUGGCAAGUCCCAGGAUGAUGCUGAGCAGCCAGCGCUGAGGCUGAAGAGCUUGGGCAUCAAGGUCUUUGCUGUAGGGAUCAAGAAUGCCGACCGCCAGGAGCUGAUCCGUGUGGCCUCACUGCCUACUGACUCCUUCUUCUUCUAUGUGGGUGACUUCAAGCUGCUGGGGACACUGGUGCCACUGAUGACACGCAGGGUGUGCACAAGCUCAGGGGGCACGCUACGCACCCCUGAUGGAUCAGGCCACGCUGGUCCCUCCAACCUGGAGGUCCUGGAGCACGGCUCUGAUGUGCUGCGCAUCCGCUGGAGCCCAGCCAGCGGCCCCGUCACCGGCUAUAGGGUGCAGCGUGUCCCACUGACGGGGCUGGGGCAGCCGCUGGCAGCUGAGCGGCAGGAGGUGAGCGUGGGUCCGCGGGAGACAAGCACCGUGCUGCGGGGGCUGCGCGCAGGGACGGAGUACCUGGUGACUGUCAUCGCUCAGUAUGCCAACAGCGUCAGCGAGUCGGUGUCUGUGCGGGCGCGCACUCAGAGCCGUGGCGGCGUGCAGCAUUUCCACGUGGCUGAGGCUGGGCCGACCUUCCUGAGGCUGUCCUGGCAGCCCGGCCCCGAGCCGCCCCAGGGCUACAUCCUCAGCUACGCCGUGCCAGGAAUGCCCCAGAGUGAAGAGAGGAGCCUGGGGGCUGGUGCGCUGUCGGCCACACUCAGCAACCUGCGUCCCAACACCGAGUACGUGGUGACGCUGCGGGCACGCUAUGCACAGCAGCCUGCAGCCACCGCCAGCCUCACCGCGCGGACACAGGCAGGCACAGAGCAGACGCUGCGGACCAACAUCCUGAGCCCCACGUCCAUUCAGGUGCUCUGGACUGCCAUCCGUGAGGCCCGUGGUUACCGCCUGGAGUGGAAAAGAGCCACAGGGCUGGAGACCCCCAGGACAGUGUCGCUGCCCAGCAGUGCCAGCACCUACCAGCUGACAGGGCUGCAGCCAGGCACUGAGUACCGCAUCACUCUGUACACGCUGUAUGAAGGUGGGGAGGUGGCCACCCCCGUCACCACCUUCCAGACAGGUGUGGAGGUACCAGUGGGCGCGGUGUCAGAUCUCCGUCUCAUCGAGGAUUUGGGCAGGAGGGUGCGGCUGGGCUGGACCGGCGUCCCUGGUGCCACCGAGUACAAAGUGACAGUGCGCAACACCCAGGAUGGCACCGAGAGGACGAGGCGCAUCCCAGGCACGCAGACAGCGCUGGAGCUGGGUGACCUGCGGGAAGGUGUCACCUACCUGGUGCGUGUCUCAGCCCUCGUGGGCAGCAGGGAGGGCAGUGCUGCUGCACUCAGCAUCCACGUCAGUAAGUGCGCAUGGUUAGCCCCAGCCCUGGCUUGUGAUGGCCACUCGGGGUGUCCCCAUGCUGACGUCCUGGUGCCAUUGGGCCUGCGGGUGACGGAGGCUGGCCCCAACCAGCUGCGGGUCAUGUGGAGGGGGCUGUCGGGCGCUGGGGGGUACCGGCUGACGUGGAGGGCCGGCGAUGGUCAGGAGCAGUCCCGCUUCCUCCCUGCCAACCCCACUGUCUACACCAUUGAGGGGCUGCGAGCUGGCACCGUUUAUGCCAUCGGUGUCACAGCCAUCAUUGAUGGCCGCGAGGGUCCCCCUGUCACCACCAUGGGGAGGACAGCAGCUGAGCAGGUGGGGACAGUAUCCCGGCUGGAGGUGCAGUCAUCCAGGAGCAAUGUUGCCCGUGUCACAUGGGUCGGCGUGCCAGGAGCCACAGCGUACCGUGUGGUGUGGAGCCGUCGGGACGGGGGCUCGGAGAAGAGCCAGCAUGUUCCCGGCCACAUCAGCUCCUUUGACAUCCCUGACCUGGAAGGAGGUGUCUCCUACACUGUGAAGGUCACAGCACUCAUAGGCAACCAUGAGGGCAACCCUGUGUCCAUCAUCGUUACCACCCCGGAGGCGGCCCCGGUGCCCCCUGUUAGCAACUUGCAGGUGAUGGAGGCUUCGGAGCAUCGCCUGCGCCUCACAUGGGCGCCGGUGUCUGGCAGCAGCGGGUACCGCCUGGUCUGGCGCCCAGCUGAGGGUGGUCCCCAGCGCAGCCAGCAGCUUCCAGCCACCGCCAGCUCCUAUGACCUGGGAGGGCUGGAGCCAGGCCGGCGCUACCACAUCAGCAUCACCAGCAUGGUGGGCAGCCGGGAGAGCGCACCGGUUGCCGUCACUACUGCCACCGCGUCUCCAAGCCAUGCCACCAGCCUGCGAGUGACAGAGGUGCAGAGAGACUCUGUGACGCUCUCCUGGACCCCUGUCCCUGGUGCUUCUGAAUACGUCCUGUCCUGGACCCCCCCUGCAGCGGGCGGCGAGGCACGGCGCGUGGUGCCGGGCACUGCCAGCUCCCUACAGAUCCCUGGGCUGCGCCUGGGCCAGCGCUACACUUUCACCAUCCGCCCGCUUCUGGGGAGCACACCUGGUGCUGAGAGCUCUGUCAGUGAGCGGCCAGUCUGCAGGGACGCCCGAGGGGACAUCGUGUUCCUGGUGCAUGGCACACGUGACAGCUCUUCUGGUGCUGACGCUGUCCGCACGCUCCUCUCUAACACUGUCACCUCCAUGGGCCGCCUGGGCCCCGAUGGCACCCAGGUGGGUCUGGCCACGUACAGUUACCGCAGCCUGCCCUGGCUGCUCCUCAACCGCUCCAGCGAGCUGCCCGCUGUGCUGGAGCAAAUACGCACCAUGCGCUACGAGGAGCCCAGCGGCAAUGCCAUUGGGGCAGCCAUCACCUUUGCUAGGACCUAUCUGCUGAGCCCUGGUGCAGGACGGCGGCCCAGUGUGCCAGCGGUGCUCGUGGUGGUGGCCGACGGCCCCUCCGGGGAUGAUGCCAUCACUGCUGCCAGGGAUGCCAAGGCAGCGGGGGUCCGAGUGCUGGCUGUGGGCUUGGAGGGGGCGGACCAGGAGCAGCUCCGGCGCAUGGUCAGUGGUGAGGACCCACGCUUCGUCUUCCGCAACCGUGGUGCCCUGUCAGAGCUGGAGGGAGAGCUCACCGAUGACCUCUGUACCAUCAUCUCCACCAGGCCAGAGCCAGAGCCAAAGCCCUGCACUGUGCAGUGCCCCAGGGGAGAGAAGGGAGACUCUGGCGUGGCAGGGCCACAGGGGCGUGUGGGGCAGCCGGGCCCCCCUGGAGAACCGGGCCGCCAUGGACUGCCCGGCCCUCCAGGACCUGUGGGACCACGAGGGCCACCAGGAGAGAGCGUUGAGCAGCUGGGCAAGAAGGGGGAUAGGGGCUUCCCUGGAGCUGAUGGGCGGCCAGGGCUUCCUGGCCCCCCCGGGAACCCUGGGACCCCUGGUCAGCCAGGCAACCAGGGCAUUCCUGGCCCCCGAGGGGACCCUGGGCCACGAGGAACAGCGGGGCAUCCUGGCCCGAAGGGGGAAAAAGGCGAGCCGGGAGAGCCCAGAGUGAUCGUGGAUGGAGGACAGGGGUUGCCAGGACGGAAAGGGGAGCCAGGCACACCGGGUAGCACCGGCCCCCCUGGCAACCCUGGCCCACGAGGUCCCUUUGGUGACCCAGGUCCUCCGGGUCCCCUUGGGCCAAUGGGGCUACCAGGACCUCCAGGAGACUCUGUGAAGGGGGAGAAGGGUGAUCGAGGGGAGAGGGGUCCCCCUGGACUGGUCGAUGGGGCAGUGCCUCGAGGGGAGCCGGGCCCCCCGGGUCCACCUGGGGAGCCCGGCCCACGGGGACUUGCUGGUACUCCCGGCCCCAAGGGUGAGAAGGGUGACGGUGAGGAGGGAUUCCCAGGGCCACCUGGACGUCCAGGGGACCCUGGAGACAGGGGUCCACGGGGACCUCCAGGAGAACAAGGCAGGAAGGGAGAGCGUGGGGCACCAGGCGAGCUGGGGGAGACUGGCCAGAAGGGAGACCGCGGUGCGCCUGGCCCCGAGGGUGAAAAGGGAGUACCGGGACCAGCUGGGCCACGGGGUGAGAAGGUGAGGGAGAAGCAGAGCCUGGGGCUGGGGUUGUGGGGAGGGAAUGGCACUGACCCCAUGUGUCCACAGGGUGAUGUGGGAGCGCCUGGUGAACCUGGCCAGCCGGCUCCCAGCGUGGCCAGUGUCAGAGGAGAGAAGGGUGACAGAGGAUUUCCAGGACCAGAGGGGCCUCCUGGCCCCAAGGGUGAUGUAGGGGAAAAGGGUGCCCGUGGUGUCCCUGGCCUGAGCAUCCCAGGACCAACUGGCCCCAAAGGCGAGCAGGGCGAGCGGGGCAUCACUGGCCUCACUGGCAGGAGCGGUCCCAAGGGUGACGCAGGGGAGCCGGGUGAGAAGGGUGAGCCAGGCAGAGUGGGUGCACCAGGACAACCAGGGCAGCGUGGCAAGGAGGGUGAGCGUGGAGAGAAGGGUGAUGAAGGCACCCCGGGUGAAGCAGGGGUACCUGGCAAACCUGGAGACAGAGGUCCACGGGGGCUGCCUGGGUACCGUGGCCCCCCUGGAGAGAAGGGUGAACUCGGAGACCCAGGUCCUGAAGGCAGAAACGGCAUUCCCGGAGCACCUGGCACCAAGGGUGACCGCGGGGAGCCGGGCCCUCCUGGACCCCCAGGACGAGCUGUGGAUGUGGGGCUUGGAGGAGUAGGAGAGAAGGGUGAGAAGGGGGAUGCUGGGGACCCGGGCGAGGAUGGAGCAAAGGGGGCCAAGGGUGAGAGUGGCCCCCCCGGACUGCCGGGGUUGAGUGGCAUUGAAGGCCCCCGCGGCCCCCCCGGCGCACGGGGUGACCCUGGGGACCGAGGCUUGCCUGGAGAGAAGGGGGAACGUGGCCCACCAGGGCUGGAUGGCCGCAACGGACUGGAGGGGAAACCUGGCCCUCCGGGACCCACCGGGCUGAGGGGGGACCCAGGGAAGCAGGGGGACCCUGGCCGAGAUGGGCUGCCUGGGCUGCGGGGGGAGCAGGGACCGCCUGGCACAAUAGGACCGUUGGGACCACCUGGUAUCCCUGGAAAACCCGGUGACGAUGGCAAACCUGGCCUAAGUGGCAAGAAUGGAGAAGAUGGGACGCCAGGAGAAGAUGGGAGAAAGGGAGACAAAGGUGAUGCCGGAGCCCCUGGCAGAGACGGCCACAACGGUGCCAAGGGCGAGCAGGGGGACAGAGGCAUGCCUGGCCUCCCUGGCCCUCCUGGUGUCCCUGGUGUCCCAGGGCAGGUUGGCCCCCCAGGCCAGGGCUCGCCCGGCCUUCGUGGGAUCACUGGACCAAAGGGGGACCCAGGGGAGCCAGGGCCACGAGGGGAGCCAGGGCGGCCUGGUGUCAGUGGAGACCCUGGGACUGCAGUGAACAUCGAACGUAGCCUGGAAGCCCUCGGCAUCAAGAUCUCAUCUCUGAAGGAGCUGACGGGUGCCUAUGAUGGCAGCUCGGACUCCUUUCUGCCUGUGUCCGAACGGCUACGGGGGCAGAAGGGCAGCCGGGGGGAGCCAGGGGAGAGGGGUCCCCCAGGCCGGGAGGGUUCUUUAGGCUUCCCUGGUGAGCGAGGACCCAAAGGUGACAAAGGGGACCAAGGUGCCCCUGGUCCUCAGGGCCCCGCAGGCCGGGCUGUGGGCGAGCGGGGCCCAGAGGGGCCACCGGGGCAGCCAGGGGAGCCAGGCAAGCCGGGCAUCCCAGGGGUGCCAGGCCGGGCUGGCGAGCUGGGGGAGGCCGGGCGACCUGGUGAGAAGGGUGACCGGGGUGAGAAGGGCGAUCGGGGUGAGCAGGGUAGAGAUGGCUUGCCAGGCCUCCCAGGGCCCCCAGGGCCCAAGGCAGACGCAAUGGAGGGCAGCCUGAUGGGCUUCCCAGGCGAGCGAGGUCCCCCUGGACUUAAGGGAGUGAAGGGUGAGCCUGGUGCCGAGGGCGAGCGAGGACCCAAAGGAGAUAAGGGUGAAGGUGGAUCACGGGGCGAGCGAGGAGAGCCUGGCGAGAAGGGCAGGGAUGGCUCUCCAGGCCUCCCAGGAGAGAGGGGUCUGGCUGGCCCCGAGGGGAAGCCGGGCUUGCCAGGUUUCCCCGGUGUGCUGGGCCGCCCGGGCAAUCAGGGAGAGCCAGGGCCACCAGGACCUCCGGGUGCUGCUGGCCCACCAGGGAGCCAGGGUCCAUCUGGGAUGAAGGGUGAUCCAGGGGAACCUGGUGCCGGCAUCCGGGGAUUGCCUGGUCCGCAGGGCAGCAUGGGGCUGCCUGGCCCUCCAGGACCACCUGGUCUGGUGGGCCCUCCGGGUGCUCCUGGGCUGCCAGGACAAGUGGGGGAGAGUGGCAAGCCAGGUGUGCCUGGGCGGGAUGGUGUGCCAGGGAAGGACGGCGAACCAGGGAUGCCCGGGAAGUUGGGUGUGCCAGGACCAUCAGGCCCUACUGGCCCCAAAGGGGAGCCAGGGGAUGCGGGAGUGCCGGGGCAGGGCAUUGCUGGCCCUCCUGGUGCCAAGGGCGAGAAGGGUGAGCCGGCGCUGCUGGAGGGCGUGCUGCUGGGUGAACCUGGUUCCAAAGGUGCCCGAGGUUUGCCUGGCCCCAAGGGUGAGAAGGGGGAGCCUGGAGGAGCUGGGGAGCCUGGAGACCCCGGCGAAGAUGGAGCCAAGGGAUCAUCUGGAGUCAAGGGGGAAAAGGGCACUCCAGGUGUCGGUGUGCGGGGACCACCAGGACAGGAUGGACCUCCAGGUUUGAAGGGUGACAUCGGUUUGCCAGGACCUCCUGGACCACCGGGAUUAGUGGGCAUCGCUGGGGCACCGGGACAGCCAGGCCUGAGAGGGGACAGCGGGCAGCCUGGCCCACCAGGAGCCCCUGGAGAACGGGGUGCAAUUGGCUUCCCUGGGAGGGAUGGUGCCGCAGGGCCACCUGGACCCCAAGGGCCCCCAGGGCCAGCGGGCAUACAAGGGGCCUCAGGGCUGAAGGGUGACAAGGGUGACCCAGGGGCUGGGCUGCCGGGAGCCAGAGGUGAACGUGGAGACCCAGGACCACGGGGUGAAGAUGGGCGCCCAGGGCUGGCAGGCGACCGUGGGCCAAUGGGCUUGCCUGGGAACCGAGGGGAGCGUGGGGACAAGGGAGACGUCGGGGCCGUGGGGCCCAAAGGAGACAAGGGCGAUACCGUUGUGGUGGAGGGGCCUGCUGGGGCAAGAGGCAGCAAGGGGGAGCCGGGAGACCGUGGCCUAAAGGGCUCCGAAGGGGACAAAGGGGACAAGGGGGAGCAGGGAAUGCCCGGCGAGAAGGGUGCAAGGGGUGAACCAGGUGAGAAGGGCUCUGCAGGCUUUCCUGGGGCACGCGGCCCUGGCGGGCAGAAGGGAGAAGUUGGCGUGCCGGGGGAGCCUGGUGAGCCGGGUUUGCCUGGUCGGGAUGGCAUUGCUGGAGCACGAGGAGAGAAGGGGGACAUGGGGCCACUGGGCUUGCGUGGCCCCAAGGGUGAGCGGGGCAUGAAAGGCGCCUGUGGCCUCGAUGGGGACAAGGGUGAGAAGGGAGAGCCGGGGCUGCCAGGGCGCUCGGGGCUGCCAGGAAGGAAGGGUGAGCCGGGAGAACUGGGGUUGUCUGGAGCACCCGGCAUCCCUGGGAAGGAGGGGCUCAUGGGACCCAAGGGUGACCGUGGCUUCGAUGGGCAGCAGGGAGCCAAAGGAGACCAGGGGGAGAAAGGAGAUCGGGGUGCACCAGGCAUGAUCGGUACCCCUGGUCCCCGGGGCAGUGAUGGUGCUCCCGGCCCCCCUGGCCCCCCAGGCAGCGUUGGGCCACGAGGUCCUGAAGGCAUGCAGGGCCAGAAGGGGGAAAGAGGCCCCCCUGGGCAGGCAGUGAUGGGGGCCCGCGGUGUGCCUGGUAUCCCUGGUGAGCGAGGAGAGCAGGGCAGUCCUGGUGCUGAGGGACUCCGUGGGGAGAAGGGGGAUCCGGGCAUGACGGAGGAAGAGAUCCGCGCCUUCGUCAGGCAGGAGAUGAGCCAGCACUGUGCAUGUGGAGGGCAGCUCCCGCGGCGCUUGGAUUCCCGUGAGCACUCAGGAGGAUGGGGGACUCGGCCCAGGAGCAUCCUUCAGUCUGCCCAUGGAGGAGGGAGAAGUGUCCGCCAAGAGAAGGAGCACAGCCAAACAGAUCACUCCCCCCAUUACCCACCCACUGAGCCAUUCCCAGAUCUCAGUGCUCAUGUUGUUCCCGUGCUUAAAGUGUCGCAUGCAGAGGAGGAGGAGGGGCAGGACAGGCGUGUUGUCGUUGACACCAAUGACCUGGAGUACGACAGCAUGUAUGGGGAGCAGGAGGACUACGACACAGCUCUGGAUGCAGGCAGCUUGGAGCAGCUCGCAGAGGAUGCCGAGCCCUGCCACCAGCCCAUGGAGGAGGGGGGCUGCCAGCGGUACACACUGCGCUGGUACUACAACCAAAGAGCCGCCGAGUGCCGGCCCUUCGUCUACAGCGGCUGCCAGGGCAAUCUCAACCGCUUCGGCAGCCAGGAGGAGUGUGAGCUCCACUGCAGGCAGCGCAUGGGGACAGGUGCUGGCAGCGGGGAAGGACGGCGGCCGGAGGCGUAGCGUGGUGAUCCCUGCAGGAACAUGGUGCUAUUUCUGACGUCUCUUCUUGUUGCUCAUGGGUUUUUCCCUUUACAUUGGUUCUAUUCGCCCGUUGAAGGUGAAAUUUCUAUCAAAUGGGAACACAGCCUCCCCAUACGCCUUUUAUCUGGUUUCCAAACCAGAGCUCUCUUGGGAUGUUGGCUUGAUUUUUAACUUAUUUGCUGUCAAUGGGACAGCUCUUGACCCCAUGUUCCUUUUUUGGCUGCCCAGAGCUGGGAGUGGGCACAGUUUGAGCCCUUCCCCAAACCCAAUACUUCAAAUCCCCAAGGCUGUGGGCUGCCCUCAUCACCCUCUUGGGCUCCCAGCGUGCAACCACGCAACCUGCUCCAUUUGAAUGAAUUUCACCUUCACCCCACCUGGGUCCCGGUUCCCCUUUUGGGUGCGAUGGUUUGGCAGAGAACUGCAGGAGGGAGGGAGGCUUUCUCCAUGUACUGCCCUCCGGCUCGCACCUCUGCCUGGAAACUGGGACACACCAGGGAGACCCUGAGGAUGGUGCUAUGUUAGAGGCGAUUCCUGCUCAUCAGGAAGGUGACUGACGCUGGCUCCUGCGCAGCCUAGACGCACUGCUGCUCUGUGUAUAUCUGUAUACAGCAAAUGUAUAUGUGUACCAAUGCAGGGGUGG